AUGCUCCUAAAUCAGGUUAAAGUACUAACAUUCACAGCUGAAGGAGGAAUUGUCUAUGGCUAUUAUUGUGAAUUUUACAACCAUUCCUCACUCAGCUCCGGUUUAAUGUUUAAAUGCGGUUCAAGAAACGUAGUGUUCACUAUAGUCAGUCAACCGGAGCCCUACCAUGCGAGUGUGUCGAAACGGCUCAAAGAAGACAUUCAUAAGCAAGUACGGAAUUUAGAAAAUAGGGAUCCAAUAAUUCACAUAACCCAUGAAGAUUUCCCAACACCCGGUGACUGGACGAUACUACCUUUACUGUCUCCACUGGUGUCUAGAUAUAAAGGCAGCGACGUCAGAUGGGUGCUAUUCCUGGAGACACACACCGCUGUCAAGUGUGAUAUGCUGUUUGAGGCUUUAGCAGCUGCCGACAAGCAGAAUGACGUAAUGUGGAUAGGUUACCCUCUGAGCGACGAGGAACCCACGAUCAUUCACCACUUUAAAUUCUACGAGAACUUGGAGGACGAAGGAGGAUUCAUGUACCCCAACUUUGCCAGUGGGUUCGCCAUGAGAAUUGAGCUGAUGCACAAGCUCUUAAACCAAAUAGAAAGUGGUGAACGUAAGUUAGAAGCGGACUUCUCAAUCGAUCCAGCGUUUGAAUUGGCCCAGCUGGUGUAUGGCAGUGAGAAGGACUCCGGGCCGUUACUGACGCCCGACCUGAGCUUCUGUAUAGUGUCGGGCGACAAUUGCGCAACUUAUCCGCGACAGUUUGACCUAUGUGGCAGUGCCAUAUCCCAGGAGUCAAUAUUCUUCGCAGUUAAGACCUGGAGCGGCUACCAUCCCACCAGAGUCAAGGUUGUCAAGAAAACUUGGGGACGACAUGUCAAGAAUCUGCUGUUCUUUAGUGAUGCUGAUGAUCGCUCCAUACCAGCUGUAGACACGGGAGUGCCGAACAGCAAGACGGGCCACUGCACCAAAACUGUGACUAUAUUGAGGCAAGUGUUGAGGAUAGUGAUGAACAUGCCACAGGUCAAGUGGAUAUUCCUGGCUGAUGAUGAUACUAUUUUAGGGGUGCAAAGACUGUGCGAGGUGCUAAGUUGCUAUCGAGGAGGCGAUGACGUCACUGUACUCGGGGAGAGAUAUGGAUACGGUUAUGGGAAAAAAGAAACUGCUGCUAAGGGGUACGACUACAUAACGGGUGGUGGCGGGACAGUGCUGAGUAUCGGCGCCGCCAAGAAGCUGUCGACGUGCUCGUGCGCAGGCGCCAGCGCGCCCGACGACAUGACGCUCGGCGCCUGCGCACGGUUCAGGCUCAACCUCACGCUCACACACUCGCCUCUAUUCCAUCAAGCUCGUCCGCAAGACUACGCUCGUGAAGUACUAGCCCGCGAUAGGCCGAUAUCCUUCCACCGCCACUCAUCUCCAGAGCCCAGCAGAGUGUACGCCACGUGGUUCCAACACGACGAUCUCGCACUUCGCAGAGGCAGUUCCAAGAGGGAUGAAUUGUGA
Arctia plantaginis is the source of this 1488-nucleotide messenger RNA. NCBI's taxonomy places the organism in Eukaryota, Metazoa, Arthropoda, Insecta, Lepidoptera, Erebidae. The record is from the annotation of a GenBank genome assembly.